This is a messenger RNA of Striga hermonthica, 414 nucleotides long. Lineage: Eukaryota; Viridiplantae; Streptophyta; Magnoliopsida; Lamiales; Orobanchaceae. The record is from the annotation of a GenBank genome assembly.
AUGAAUUCCACACUCAAGCUUCUCCCAAUAAUCCUCCUCUUAUGCCUCUCACUCUCAAACUCUGCGGCGGCCCGAAUUUUCGACCCGGCACCAAAAUCACAAAUGACGGGCCUUGCGGCUCGUCUCAAUAAGCUGGAAGAGGCCGAGGAGCCGUCAACUUGUUUCGAGUCGUUGUUCCAACUACAGUCAUGCACGUCCGAGAUUGUGCUCUUCUUCCUCAAUGGAGAGACUUACCUCGGGCCGGGCUGCUGCAGGGCUGUAAGGACCAUCCAGAAGGACUGCUGGCCCAAUCUGAUGGGCUCGCUUGGGUACACCACUGAAGAAGGCGAUAUUUUGGCGGGCUACUGUGAUGCCGGUGAAGAUGGGUCAUCAUCGGCUGUGCGCGCCCCUCCUUCUCCACCACUGGCCCACUAA